This is a messenger RNA of Ahaetulla prasina, 2962 nucleotides long. It is a transcript of the gene LARP6, whose product is annotated as La ribonucleoprotein 6, translational regulator. Gene Ontology annotation, molecular function: mRNA binding. Gene Ontology annotation, cellular component: nucleus. The record is from RefSeq and is a predicted model, not a curated record. NCBI's taxonomy places the organism in Eukaryota, Metazoa, Chordata, Lepidosauria, Squamata, Colubridae. Gene Ontology annotation, biological process: RNA processing. The transcript is spliced from 3 exons. The coding region runs from base 79 to 1470 and encodes 463 amino acids.
GGCGGAGGCUGGCUGGCUGGAGGCGCCUCCCGGUCGGGCGACGGGCGAGCCGCUGCGCAAAGGCCGGGCUGGAGGAGGAUGGCGGAGCCGGCGACACCGGUGCAGAUCCGGGUGGCCGAAGCGGAGGACGACGAGCCGCGGUGGCCGAGCCCGCCGGGCGGCGGCAGCUGCAGCGAAGACGAUUCCGGACGGGGCGGCGGCGGUUUUGGAGGGGGCAAAUCCAGCGAGAACGAUGAUUCGUCCCCUGCUUGGAAGCCCCCCGAGCGUGACCUGAUCCUGAAGCUGGUGGCUCAGGUAGAAUAUUAUUUCUCUGAUGACAACCUUGAAAGAGACGCUUUUCUCCUGAAGCACAUCCGGCGGAACAAGAUGGGGUACAUCAGUGUGAAGUUGCUGACCUCGUUCAAAAAGAUCAAACAGCUGACUCGGGACUGGAGAACCACAGCUUAUGCUCUGAAAUAUUCCAACCUUCUUGAGAUGAACGAAGAUGGACGCAAAGUUCGCCGAAGCGCCCCAGUUCCUGUGUUCCCGAGCGAAAACCUCCCCAGUCGAAUGAUUCUGAUCUAUGACAUCUCUCCAACUCAAGAGCGACACCCUUUGGAUGAAGGACAGGAGAACGGGGAAGUCCGGGAGAAGGUCAUGGAGCAUCUCCUCAAGGCCUUCAUCCAGUUUGGGGUCAUCUUGUCCGUCCGUAUUCUUAAACCCGGGAGGGACCUUCCGCCGGAUAUCAAGAAGUUCAGUGGCCGUUACAGCCCGGUGGGAACUCAAGAAUGCGCCAUCAUCGAGUUUGAAGAAGUUGAAGCUGCCGUUAAAGCCCACGAGUCGUUCUGCAUCACGGACAAAGCCGCCAUGAAGGUCAUCCUCAUUGGGACGAAGCCUCCAAAGAAGAAAGUCCUGAAGGAGAAGAACCAGGAGAAAACCUCUGCCAAGGAUCCGGCCAAGAGCCAUUCGAUGAACAGGAGACUUGAGGAGCUUCAAGAUGUGGAAGAAAACUUGUCAGCCAACAGCUCUUCAGAUCCAGAGAGCGACCCGGCAUCUCCCAUGCCGAGGAGAAGCAGCUCCGCCAACAGACUAAGUCCUUCAGCCUACCCAAACCAUCACCUGAGCCCAAACGUGUCUCCAAGGUCGAGUCCCUGGAACAGCCCUUCCUCCCUGCGCAAAAUGUCCAGGAUGUCUCCGUUGGCAGAGGAUGGAAGAGCCUUUCUCAGCACCAGUCCCGAGACAUCCAAACGGUCAGCUGAUUACUCUUCAGACAGUAGCAUCACUCCUUCAAGUAGCCCCUGGGUUCAGCGCCGACGGCAAGCUCGGACUCUGGCCCAGGAGAAGACCUCUAUGGGCAGCCUGGAGCCCAGCAUCAAAAUAGCUGCCCCUACUGGACUGCCCGUCGGGGUCUUGCGUUUGCCCAGGGGGCCGGAUGGAACGAAGGGCUUUCAUAACAGUCACGAAAGGCGCAACAUUGCGAAGAAUGUAUAAAUUCUGCUUUGGAGCGGUCCUUGGCGCUCUCUUAAGUUUGGUUGCUGUGGCAGCCCUGAUGAUGUUGGGUCAUGAAACAUCUGCAAGAAAACCACCAAGCUCAGAAAGCACUAAAGAUCCCACAGUUGUCCUCCUUUUUCUUCUUCUUCUUCCUCUUCUGCUUCUUCUUCUUUCUCCUCCUCCUCCUCCUCCUCCUCCUCUCCCUUCUAGUUCUGAUGACGUUACCUAGUUGGGUCAUGAAACGUCUUCAAGAAAACCACCAAGCUCAGAGAGCACCAAAGACCCCUCAUUUCAUCCCUGAGCUAUGAAUAUUCUCCUUUAUUAAGUUCUGUUUUUAUUCAGUGUGGACACGUCGCAUUGUCUCCAAUCGAUAACUCAUUGCAUGAAGGAUACAGGCAGUCCUUGACUUAUGGCCAUUCAUUUAGCGACCGUUUGAAGUUAUGAUGGUGCAGGAAAAAAAUGACUUGUGAACAGUCCUCGCAGUUACAACUGUUGCAGUGUCCCACGGUCACAUAAUUGAGAUUUGAGCACUUGUGGCACCCUGGGGUCAUUGGGGAACUUUCCUGGGGGCUUCCAACAAGCCAGGUCACGGGGGAAGCCAGAUGCACAUAAUGACCAUGUGAUUCGCUUAAUGACGAUGACAAAGAUCAUAGUCAUGCAUGUUCAACAUGAUGAUUCGCUUAAUAACUGCAUCACUUCGCAACAGAAGUUUCAGUCCCAUUUUCAGUCGUAAGAUGAGGACUACCUAUAUAUCCUCAAAGCUCUUGGCACAAGAAUAGUCCUUUUAUUUUUCAACAAAAGCUUUUGUAUUUCCGCUGCGUCACAGGUGUUUGUCUGAAACUGCCUUGUCUGCCACUUAAAAGUUGAAUUAUUACUGCUAUUUUUAACGCCAGCCGUUGACAAGCCUUUUCAGCUCUUUUUUUUAUCAAUGUCUGUUUUGAAAAACAUGGGUGUGCAAAUAUAUUUAGCCAGGGCAGUCACCCGAGUUGGCUUUGCUCCACCAGCGAUGGUUGACGUCUUUUGCUCUUGUUCUCUUCCGUUGCGUUUAAGAAGCCCGUGAAGGUCUUAGGGUUUUGUCUCGUGUCGGGAAGACGCUUCCUAGUCCAGAACCCAGGCAGGGACGGCAUUUUGGGUGGCAUGAAAUAAACCACACCUGCGUUCAGUGGUGGGAUUCAAGUCAUUUAACAACCGGUUCUCUCCCUUAAUGAUUUCUUCCAACAACCAGUUUGCCAAACUGCUCAGAAAGUUAACAACUGUUAACUUGAGUUAAGUUCUCCUGAAGUGGUGCGAACCGGCUGAAUCCCACCACUGCCUGCGCUUCAAACCAUCUCUCAAUUUGGAGGGGCUGAAGUCACUGAUUCUGGUAGUGGAGCCGAGAGGUUCAUGAUUGAUAGAUAUUAGCUUUCUUUAAAAAGAGACAAAAUGAGCAGAGAAGGUUGGCUCAGGGUGGGAGAAACAUCCCCCAUUCCAUACCUGGUGGGUGGUUUUAUUA